AACAAAAGCUGUCAAAAGCAGUUUAGCUUGAUAAAUCUAGUGUGUUAUCAUUCUCUAGUGAGUGUGUGAUAAAAAAAGUGUAAACAAAGCAAAAUAAUUUACAAAAAAUUAGAAAAUCCUUUCUGUAAUAAUACAUAAAUGGUGGGUGAUCGCAGCAUACAAGUCCUUAACAUAUCUAAUGUUAAUGCUCAGGGCAAGACCGUGCUCAACGAUGGCAAACUCUUGGACUUGAUACAAAAGUAUCCUUUUCUCUAUAAUCCACGAGUUAGGGCCUACAACGAUAAUGACUAUUCGUUAUGGGCUUGGAAAAAUAUUAAUGCGGCCUUUAAUCGUUCCUAUGCCAAUGAUCCGAAUGCGGCAUUUUCCACCGGAGAUCUCAUGCAGAGAUGGGAAGUUUUGAAACCACUUAUACAAUGUCUUAGCAAAGCCUAUGAUCUGGAAGCCAUACCAAAAUCACUUAGAAACUCAGUGGUAAAAAUCAGUACUGAAUUAGAUGAUCAAAGUUGUAGUACCACACCCAGGCCCAGUAGUAUGCCACAAAAUUUGCUACUACAAAAUAUUUGUGGCAUAUCCAAACUAAACAUGGACAAAAGAUUAGCUUUAGAAAGAGAUAUUUUAGAUUUAAUACUCAGCGCUGAAUUGGAGGGUAAACAAGCAACAAAAUUAGAUGCAGCAUCUUGGAGCGAAGUAUAUGAAGAAGCUGAUGAUUUUCUAAAUGAUAUUGGUUUUAAACAGGUACUACUUACCUCCGUUAAUCAUCAGGAAAAAAUAUUCUAUCCAAAUAAUGUCAAUCAACACAGUAUAAGAGAUUAUGCCAAGUCAAGGAAAUCUCGUGGUUGGGUACCACUAAAAGAUGUCCAUAAAUUUAUUAAACCCUGUCAUGUUAGACUUGAACGUAUAAAUGUUGAGGAUUAUUUACCUCUGGCAAAGAUGAUAAAACUUGAAAAGCAUAAAAGUAAGAAUGUCAAAAAGGAAAUAUCGAAUAUGGAAUCAUUGGAAAUUUUCGGAAUUUAGAUUUUUGAUAAUAUUGGUAUCAUAUUAGACUUAAGUUUAUAAAUAGAAUAAAGAGAUUUAUAAAUAAA
Messenger RNA from Lucilia cuprina (Australian sheep blowfly), 1082 nucleotides. RefSeq lists its product as uncharacterized. The record is from RefSeq and is a predicted model, not a curated record. The transcript has a single exon. Bases 139 to 1014 code for a protein of 291 amino acids. NCBI's taxonomy places the organism in Eukaryota, Metazoa, Arthropoda, Insecta, Diptera, Calliphoridae.